GGCCCGGUCCGCGGGGGUCAGGCUGGAAACCAACGUUCCAGGGGAGAGAAGAAGGGGAUAAACCGUGCCGGGGGCAGCCAGCGGGACUCGGCGCUGGCGGCGUGGCCGCGGCCGGGCCCGUACUCCGCCUCUCGGCAGUCACCGCCCGGGGCCGGACUGCAGCGGGCCGGCCGCCUCCCCCGCCCCGCCGGCGGAGCGAACCACUGCGGCUCGCCGAGGAGGUUAAAUCAGCCCUUGUUCUUGAGAGUCCUCAGUCGUGCUGCUGUGUCAAAAUUGAUCUUGUGCUUUAAGAUAUUUGCCUCCAGAUGUGUCAGGUAUGGUCCUGCUGAAGGGCAGUGGCCCCUGAGGAAAAACACUCCUCAAGCAGAAUCUCUGCUUUGGCAAACUGCUGAAAGCGGUACUGCAGAAACUAUGCAAGCAGGUUUCACGCUCCUGAAGUAAACAUGAUGAAAACAGAGUCUUCAGGAGAAAGAUCCACCCUCCGAAGUGCCUCUCCUCACAGAAAUGCUUACAGAACUGAGUUCCAGGCACUGAAAAGCACCUUUGACAAACCGAAAGAUGGAGACCAAAAAGCGAAAGAGGAAGGAGAGGCCUCACAGAGCAGGGGAAGGAAAUAUGGCUCAAAUGUCAAUAGGAUCAAGAACUUAUUUAUGCAGAUGGGCAUGGAGCCCACUGAAAGUGCUGGAGUUGCCCCUAAAACCCGGGGAAAGGGUGGCCCUCCAUCACCUCAAAGACGAAUUAGGCCCAAAGAAUUUGUAGAAAAAGCAGAUGGUUCAAUUGUAAAGUUGGAAUCGUCCGUGUCUGAAAGGAUAAGUAGAUUUGACACUAUCCAUGAUGGUCCUUCCUAUUCCAAGUUUACUGAAACUCGCAAGAUGUUUGAGCGAAAUGCUCAUGAAACAGGACAUUCAAAUCGCUAUUCCCCAAAGAAAGAGAAAAUAAUUUCCAGUGAGCUUCCAGAUGAAUGGUACAGCUCUAAGUCUCACAGAGGCAGCACUGAUUCACUGGACAGUCUUAGCCCAAGGACAGAGACUGUCUCUCCAACUGUGAGUCAGCUCAGCGCAGUGUUUGAAAACACUGAUUCACACAACGUAAACGUAGAAAAGUCGGAAAACAACGAAGAGUACUCUGUAACCGGUCACUAUCCACUAAACCUCUCAUCUACUGUCACAAAUAUCUCCUCCCCAGCUGCAAACCUUGAGGGUUUCAGUCCUUUGAAAGAGGCCAGCACGUGGUCUCCCCCAGCCAAACAGAGUACAGGCGUGAUGUCUGUUGAGAACUCUCAGCAGACUAACACUCCUUCAACACCGAGACAGAAAGUGUCCACAGGCACUUUGGCAGGUUCAAAAACAACUGAAGAAAUAAAAAAGAGCACAGAGGCAAGUGCUGGUUCUGUUGAGAGUUCUGCAACAGGUCAGCAGGAUUUGGUUGGUGUGCUUGACAGCGAAAGAUCUGUGGACAGCUGUGCUAGGAGUAAGUCAAAAGCAGAGACAGGAGUUUUGGUCCAACAGAAGGAACAGUCAGAACAUACAGAAGGUAUCUUUGAUCGGCCUGAAGCUGCAGAGUUAACAAGAAAUGUAGCUUCAGGUGGUGAUUUUGCCACAGAUGCUACUGAGUCACAUUAUGAUGAGGACAGUGAAAAAGAUGGGCAUGAAGAUGUGAAUAAUUUUCAGAGUUCCCAUGUGUACAUGCAUUCUGACUACAAUGUGUAUCGGGUACGAUCCAGGUACAAUUCUGACUGGGGAGAGACGGGUACAGAACAGGAUGAUCUGGAUGACAGUGAUGAAAAUAACUGUUAUGAACCUGAUAUGGAAUAUUCUGAAAUUAAUGGAUUGCCAGAUGAAGAUGAAAUCCCAGCCAACAGAAAAAUACAGUUUAGCCGGGCUCCAAUUAAGGUUUUCAAUACAUACUCUAAUGAAGACUAUGACAGGAGAAAUGAUGAAGUUGACCCAGUGGCUGCAUCAGCUGAAUAUGAACUUGAGAAGCGUGUGGAAAAGUUGGAGCUCUUCCCAGUUGAACUAGAAAAAGAUGAAGAUGGACUUGGCAUAAGCAUUAUUGGAAUGGGAGUUGGAGCUGAUGCAGGCCUUGAAAAACUGGGAAUAUUUGUCAAAACAGUAACAGAGGGUGGGACAGCAGAAAGAGAUGGCAGGAUCCAAGUGAAUGACCAAAUUGUGGAAGUUGAUGGCAUCAGUCUGGUUGGUGUUACACAAAAUUUUGCUGCAACUGUUCUUAGAAACACCAAAGAGAAAGUCAGGUUUGUAAUUGGACGAGAAAAACCGGGACAAGUGAGUGAGGUUGCGCAGCUGAUUAGCCAAACUCUAGAACAAGAGCGCCGCCAGAGAGAGCUGCUGGAGCAGCAUUAUGCACAGUAUGAUGCAGAUGAUGAUGAGUUGCAAAUCAAACAUGCAGUUACAGAAGCUGAAAUUCAGAAGCUGAAGACAAAGCUGCAGGCUGCUGAGAAUGAGAAGGUGAGGUGGGAAUUGGAGAAGACCCAACUCCAGCAGAACAUUGAGGAGAAUAAGGAAAGGAUGAUGAAAUUAGAGAGUUAUUGGAUUGAGGCACAAACCCUGUGUCACACAGUGAAUGAGCACCUCAAGGAGACGCAAAGCCAGUAUCAGGCUCUGGAGAAGAAAUAUAACAAGGCAAAGAAAUUAAUCAAGGAUUUUCAGCAAAAAGAACUUGACUUCAUCAAACGCCAGGAAGCUGAACGAAAGAAAAUAGAAGAUUUGGAGAAAGCACACCUUGUAGAGGUUCAAGGCUUACAGGCUCGUAUACAAGACUUGGAAGCAGAAGUUUUCAGGCUAAUGAAGCAAAAUGGAAGCCAGGUUAACAAUAACAACAACAUUUUUGAAAGGCAGACAUCUUUUGGAGAAGUUUCUAGAGGAGAUCCAGUGGAAAAUCUAGAUACUAAGCAAGUGACCUGCCUGGAUGGCUUAAGUCAAGAUUUCAAUGAAGCAGUUCCAGAAACAGAGAGACUGGACUCCAAGGCACUGAAGACUCGAGCUCAGCUCUCGGUGAAGAACAAGCGGCAGAGGCCGUCCAGAACGCGGCUCUAUGACAGCAUCAGUUCAACUGAUGGGGAGGACAGCCUGGAGCGAAAGCCAUCACACAGUUACAGUAGUCCCAUGCACAUUUCAAAAUCACCACUGCCUUUAUGCAUGAGAGCAUCCUCACCAGCAUCAGAUUCUGGUGCUUCCUCCCUCUCCCCCGUGGCUAGCAGUGCAGCAAUCUCACUUGACAACCUAACUGAAAACCAAGAAGAAGAACAGCACCACAAAGGAGGUGUCCUUUCCCCAUAUGCUCGGGGAGACACUCCACUUUCCUCUCCUUCAAAAUCUGGGCACAGCUCUGAAGCAUCUCCUUUGCAUCACCCAGCUGGCAGGAAUAUUUUACAGGAUAAAGAUGGUGCCACAAGUGCUCAGGCAGCAAGAACAGCUAGCCCUACUAUAGGGCAUACAGAAAAACUAAAGAGAAAACUUGCAGAUCUUGGGGCUCCCUUGAGAAGGAGUUCAAGCAAGGGCAAGAAGCGGAAGGAGAAAGAAGCUGUUAGGGUGGCCUGUGGCAGUAGGGCUGUCAGAGAGAUGCUGCAGAAACCAGCAAACAGUAAAUCUUUAGCAGAGCGAUCCUCCUCUCUCCCACACUGUGUACCACUCACAUGGUAUGGAGAGAGCGGCAAGGGAUCCAACUCUUCCAGCAACCUGCCGUCGCCUACCAGCUCAACCGAACCUUCCUCUGAAAAUUUAAGCCCAGCUAAAAAAGGGUCAAAGAAUUUCACAUUCAAUGAUGAUUUCAGUCCCAGCAGCACAAGUUCAGCUGAUUUGAGUGGUUUAGGAGCAGAACCUAAAACACCAGGCUUCUCACACUCCUUAGCACUGUCAUCAGAUGAGAGCCUGGAUAUGAUUGAUGAUGAGAUCCUUGACGAUGGACAGUCUCCGAAGCACAGCCAGUGUCAGAGCCGUGCUGUUCACGAGUGGAGUGUGCAGCAGGUUUCCCACUGGUUGAUGAGCCUGAACCUUGAACAGUAUGUUUCUGAAUUCAGUGCCCAGAACAUUAAUGGGGAGCAUCUCCUUCAGCUGGAUGGCAGUAAGCUCAAGGCUCUUGGUAUGACAUCUUCCCAGGACAGAGCAAUUAUUAAAAGAAAGCUAAAGGAAAUGAAAGCAUCCUUGGAGAAGGCUCGCAAAGCUCAAGAGAAAAUGGAAAAGCAAAGGGAGAAGCUUCGAAAGAAGGAACAAGAGCAGCUGCAGAGGAGAUCAAAGAAAAUAGACAAGUGUUCAUCAGAUGCAACAGAGGGCACUAAUGAGCAGUGAUAAGCAGGAGUGCUGCUGUGUUUGGCAAGUGGAGGCAUGUCAAGGAAAGAGAAACUCUCAUCCACUCUGACGCCCCUUCAGCUUUCUUGUGUUCAUCACCCAGGAUUGUGUACAGACAGAUGGGGCUGUACAUAGAAUGACUAGGGAAAUUUAUAUUGUGUUGUUUUCUUUCCUGCAUAUCCCGUUCACGCUCGUUGCUGUUGCCAUGUGAAACAAUCCCGGCCCCUCAGUUUGUUCUGUUCUUGUUGACAGCUAACAGAUUUCAUUUUUGUGGUGGUGUUUCCUUCCAAACUACUCUUCUCUGUUGAGCUCUGUGUGUUUGGUCACUUCAGUAACCAGCAUGAUGCCAAGGAGCAUGUCCACUGCUUCACCUCUUCUGAAUAGGAUGGCCAGUCAGUAUGGUUGGGGAACAUUUCUUCAGCUGGAUAAAAAGAGUUGUGCUCUGUCUGAUAAGAUUUGACUUGACUUUCUGACUGGAAGUUCAUCUUCUUUACGGUGUUUGGAUACUCAGUUCAGUCUGCUGGAGUAAGUUUCAUCUUGCAUCAGAACCUUUAAGCAACAUUUCUCUGAAAACUGUUCAGCGACUUCUUAUACACUGGAGAUACAGACAGGAGAGUCAAUAUUCCCCCUGGGUAAAGGACAGGAGUUGAAACUCUUUCUGUUAACUGUACAAUAAUUAAUCCAGGAAGGAGGCAAAGCCUUAAAUGGUUAUGUGGGUUUACAUAGAAAUCUGAGGAUAACAUUUAUCCUUUAGAUAUCUGAGCAAGGAUUAAUUUCUAACUAGAGCACAGCGUAUAAAUCUGUAUAAAUUUUAUUGUGCUCCCAGUGUGUAGGCAACUUUCUUAUAGCACACUCCACUUUUUUUUUUCAUGUGUUUCAUACAGGAAACUGGGUUUAUUUUGUUUCAAGUUAGUUUUUCCCCAGGAAAAACCCCACAUCUUCAAAUUGAUUCUCCAGUCAGUAAGCAUUGGGAGAAUAAGCUUUGUGCUGUGCUAUUAUGAAGCUGGUAUUGGAAACAAUUAUCAAACUUGAGUCUGGUGUAGAUUUUCAGUUUUUACAGAAGUGCACUUUAAGAAGAGGAAGAUGAGGGAUCCUGGUUAAAAUGAAAUUCAGUACAUUGCUGUUAAGGUCAAUGCUGCCAUGGAGGUGAUGGUUACAUAAUCCAAAGCUCUCCCAUUUUAACUGUUUUGAUUGAUAUGUUUAAAGAAUAUCUAACCAAAAGCUGAAUUUUUGGUCUUUGGUUGUAGAAUGUUUUGAUGGCUUAGCAGUGGUCAUACUUGAGGGAUUUCUGGGGUGUGUGAGGCCAUGGAUGAAGCCUGCUGUGUAGUUUUGACUAUGACAGAAGCAGGGUAUGGUGUUACUGCCCCAACAGCAGUACUGAACUGCACAGUAUUGCCUCAAAAGAAGGGACAGACAACGGGCAGGUCUCCACAGUGAGGAGCAGCGGGCAGGAGCUGACUGCUCUGCAGUCAAAGCUCACUGUGUACGGUUGAGAAACGUCACUGCCCACUCGUGCAGCCUGCAAGUGGCAGUCUUCAUCUGGCUCUGCAAACCCAGGGAUUCUUUAAGAUGGUGAUGCAAAUUCGAAUAUUGAACCUAAAAAUGCGCCAGCCUAGAACUGAAAAUUCCUCUGAAGAAAAUGUGUGUUUUAGUUUGGCUUGGCUUCUCUUCUGCUCUGUACUUUAUGGCAUUCAGAUUUGAGUCUGCAAAGUUCUCUGAAGCUCAGAUUUGGAACACUUAGGGUGCGCUGUUAAUAGUUACAUUUCUCUUGAUCCUAGUAAUUUCUUUGACAUGUAAAAUGGUCUGUAAACUGAGAGAGCCUAGUUCAUUCAAAAUUAAUACGCAACAGAUCUACUUAGCGUUAGCUUUAUUUUUCCUUCCAAAUCCAAUUUCUACAAGUUUUUGAUGUAUAUUUUAUUCAGAUCUAAAAUUGAAAUUGUCAUAAAAGAUACUUGCUGAUAUUUCUAAAGGCUUGUGCUACUUUUCUUGAGAUAAACCACCAGCAGCAAAAUACACCUGCUGACAAAAAAUUACACAUUGCAGUAAAUCCUUCUGUGUUCAUUCAUAGGAGAAAACUUUUACAAAUGUUUAACAGCCUCAUAAAAUUAGCAUUCUUAGAGUAAAAGAAGUUACCUGGAAGAAACUGGAAGUUUAAUAUUUUAAAUACAAUGUUGAUAAAUGCAUUAGAUGACAAUUUUCUUUUUAAAUUAUGUUUACAUUGUAGUAAUGUUUAAGUGGUUGUAUAUAAUAAUCUAAGGUGGUGUCUCUGUCUUAUGUUCUUUUUAUUUAGAAACCAGAGCAGACUGCUUGGCAUUAUAUAUUGAGUUUUCAUUCUUGCUCCUUAAAACGGUGCCUAGUUAAUCUCUUUGUAAAUCAUGUUCUUACUCUGCAGAAUAACUAAUUCAACUUAAGUCCUUUAAGUAUUCAGGGGAUUUUUACUGCUUUGUGAUAAUGUUAUUUUGUUAUUCUCAGACUGAAAACAUCAACAAAAACCUAACUUAAAAAAUCCUAGUGGGUUACAUUUAAAUUAAAACCAUUAAAAUGCAUUUUGAUCAAUGUGUGAAAACUAAGGAAACAGAGCAAUGACAAGAGUUUUGCUAUUCUUUCUGUGAUAAAAGAUUUAUGUGGUUCCUUUUAAGAAAUAUGGCAACUCAGUCUUGAAGUGCAGAAAUGUUACCGGAUAACAGGCCUGAAGCACAGUUUGAAACUUUUCUUGCUAUUCUGUAGGACCUUUAAAGUUGUGUUGCAAUUUUUUUCCCCUGGUAUUGUAUUAUGACUUACAAGAAACAAAAGAUGGAUGUCUCAUCAUUCUUAAUUUAAACUUCCUGUAAACCAAUGCUAAGUCAGACUAGUGGGGGGCUUAAUGUAACAGGAAGAAACAAAUUUUCUGUGCUGGGUGGCUGGACAGCCUUUUUCAUGGUUUGGCUCACCUGCAGACACAAUGUCGCCUACAUUGUGUAUUUAUUUGUGGAGCUAAAGCUGUUUUUUAUUGGGCUGACUUUCCUGGCCACCUCUGAACUGCUCUGCAGGCAGUGUGGUGCUUCCACACCUCAAGACAUGUGCUUGUGUCAUCGUUACACCUGGUGACUGCAGCAGGCUGGCCCAAGUUAUUUUUUCCCUGGUUAGGGUGGUAGGCCAGUUCUGUAAACUCUAGUUCUGCUCAUUGCUGCAGUAUUGCAAGUUGUGAAUAUAUAGAGCCUCUAAAAAGGUGAAGAACUGAGAACUAGGAAAAAGUGGAAGUCUCAAAAAUAGAAAAUGAAAUGUACAACACUGCAGGUUACUUUAGUCCUGAAAACCCUAGUGCUUAUUCUGAGAUUGUGAGGAGAGCAGUGGCUCCUUGUUCUGUUCAAAUCAGCCAAACAUACUGACAUUUUUUGCUUCCAGCUUGUAUCUUCCCAAUUCUUCACGGUGGGUUGCUGCACUCGUGCAGCGUCCUGUUAAAGCUCCCUGCUGUGCCCAAAGAGACCAGGGCCAGGGGGUGAGGAAGGAGCUGCAGCCCUUCACUGCAAUGCGCAGAGCUGCCCGCCGCCUGCAUUUCACCCACCGCCCCAAGCAGGUCCUGGUGGGGGUUGCUGGGAGUGGAGCCUGUUGAAGAUCAUGGGUUAGAAUUGCACAGUGGAACAGAAGCCAGUAAUAAAAAGAUGUUUUGCGUUAGAUGUUUGCAUUGCAGUGUAUACAAAUACUUUUGUAUUUUUUCAACUUCUCAAAAUUUUUUUGCAAUGGCAUCUCUUUUGCUAUGACUGCAGUCUGCUGCAGGGAUACCACAAGAAUUGAGUUUUUACCAGAACUACUGAGCAGCUUUCCUCUAAUACUUGCCAGCCCUUAGCAGUUAUUGACAUUCAGAGGUGCUUGGCACCUGAUAUCAGGGUUCCUCAUACUUUAUUGCUUCCAUCAAAGCCUCCUGUCCUCCUGAGCUGCUACACCUUCACCUCCUGGCUCAUGGACUGGUAAGAGGUGGGCAGUGUCAUUUUUGAGAAUUAAUUGUGUUCCACUUCCAAGAGAAAGAAGAGAAGGAAAUGCCACUCUUGGAUGUAGUGCAGAAUACUGUUCUACAGCAGUAUGGAAGAGGAUCAUCAUGUAGUUGGGGGUCAGUGUUCUAGCAAGGAAACAUGGGGUUUUUGUGUUUUUAACCCCAACUUUGAUUUUUAUUGGAGCACUUUCAGCAGUUUGUUUCUGAGCAGGGUGACAGAUGAAAUCCAAGGAGACUUGCCCACUCACUGGAGUGGAGCGUGGGUCAUCUGCAGAUGGCACAGUCCCUUUUGUCAACCUCCCUGUGGAUUUUACUGGACUUUUUUUCUGUACCUGUGAAACUGCUUUUUCAAAGCUAUAGUACCUUAGUCAUGACACUGAGCCCUCCGAACCCUCAAUAUAAAAUGAGGUUUCUGUUACUAACCAGCUGUACCAACUGGUACUUUCGCUUUUAGCAUUAAGUAAUGAUUCAAAAAACGCACAUCUUACAGAAAGGUUUGGUGGUAGUGCCUUGGGCUGCCUGUUUCUUUAGGAAGUGUGGAUUGUGUUAAGAACAAGCUGUUGGUCAAACCUGCUGAGUUAGGCAGGUCUCCUCUUCCAGAGAGGUGAGGAGGGCUCACAGCGCACGAGGUCAGAUCCAGCCCCGGAGCCCGGGGCUCCUGCUGGGUUUCCAGCGGGACCUUUGCCACUGCCACCAGUGGAAGUGGAUUUGGGACCUGUGCAGAAGUGUCUCAAGGAAAGGGGGAUCUCAGGGCACCAGACAUAGGAGUAACCAGCCCAUUUGGAAGUGAAGAGUGCGCAGUGAACAUCUUCUGACUCUGUACUUUUCCAUACACAUUCAAUCAACAACUGCUUUCAUAUUUCCCAGUCAUGUUGCAAAGGUAUCUCACUGGUCACUUAAAAGUGUACACAUGUUGCUAGAAGACCAGGCAGCUAAAAGACUAAAAUGCACUGUGCUUACUGUAAAAAUUGGCUUCUUACAUUGCUUCUUUUUAUAUGGUUAAAGAGAUAGUUGUGCUUCAGAUUUUUUCCUUUUCCUGUUCUUUUUUUAAAGAGGUCAAGUGUAUAUGAAAUGCAUGUUAUCCUGAACUUUUUGUUUGUACAUCUUGGUGUCUGCUCACCUGCAUGAAGGACACAGUAGUGCCAUGUCUGAGCUUGUUCUCUUGUGCUUGGUUGCUAUGAACUUCUCUAGAUUGUUGAGUUUUCCCCAGGAUAACUUUGUUUGAUAUUUAGUUAUUGGGAGACAUCAAAAGAAAACAUCAUGGUGGCCCUUUGUUUUCUUACCGUUGAAAUACAAACAACAAAGCCUUGUGGUUUAAAGUUAAUUUGUUAGUGUAAAUAAAUUUCUUGCCAAUGAGUAUUAUUGUUGUUAGACAACGAAUGCAAUAAAAAAGAAAUCCUGAAUCUUUA
This is a messenger RNA of Pyrgilauda ruficollis (rufous-necked snowfinch), 9683 nucleotides long. RefSeq names its product protein phosphatase 1 regulatory subunit 9A (gene PPP1R9A). Gene Ontology annotation, molecular function: actin filament binding. Gene Ontology annotation, cellular component: cytoplasm; postsynaptic density; dendrite. Gene Ontology annotation, biological process: calcium-mediated signaling; neuron projection development; actin filament organization. The record is from RefSeq and is a predicted model, not a curated record. The coding region runs from base 444 to 4304 and encodes 1286 amino acids. Lineage: Eukaryota; Metazoa; Chordata; Aves; Passeriformes; Passeridae. The transcript has 19 exons.